CCAGCGCUGCUCCCCUCUGGCAUCCAGUGCCAUCUGUGCCAACCUGAUAGUAGCAGUCUCUACAUUUUAUUCUGAGCCAACUGAAAACAACAGUUUCUACAGGAAAAAGCCCUGGUUCCCCUCUCCAGCCUGCAUCCCGCAUGCUGCCAGUGGAUUUCCACUCGUGUCCGGGACUGUGGAUGACCAUGACAUAAAGUCCUGGAGUGACAGUCGCAUUGGAGAUGAGUUUCCAUAAAGAGGACGGUGUCAGCUUGUGCCAGAAAGCGCUGCAGAUCGUGUCGGAGCUCUGCCUGGGAGGGCAGGUGGAAUGGGACAAGUGCACCGGAAUCUUCCCCUCUACCAAUCAUGGAGCAGGCAGCACAGAUAUAUCGGUCAGCCUCCUUGCCGUGGUGGUGAGUUUCUGCGGGUUAGCUCUCUUGGUGGUCUCCCUCUUCGUCUUCUGGAAGCUGUGCUGGCCUUGUUGGCGUAGUAAACCGCUCACUUGCACCGUGCAGGCUGUCCCUCCCUGCAUCCCCAGCGCCCCACCUGAGAUGAUGGAAACCGAUGAGAAGAAGGAAAUUAAGCAGAAUGGCAAGCAUUCGGUGAAGAUACAAGAGGCGGCCAUGAAAAUCAGUCACACUUCACCCGAUAUUCCGGCCGAGGUCCAAAAUGCCUUGAAGGAACAUCUGAUGAAGCACGCACGAAUGCAGCGUCAAACCACAGAGCCAACAUCCUCUUCACGGCACAAUUCCUUCCGGAGACAUUUGCCACGGCAGAUGCAGGUGUCUAGCGUGGACUUCAGCAUGGGCGUGGAACCUUUACAAAGAGGCGAGACUACAACCAGCAUCGGCCGGAUCAAACCUGAACUCUACAAACAGAAAUCCGUUGACUCAGAAGACAAUAAGAAAGAGGACGUUAAAACGUGCGGAAAGCUCAACUUCACCUUGCAGUAUGACUACGAGAAUGAACUUCUUGUUGUGAAAAUCGUGAAAGCCCUGGAAUUGCCGGCCAAGGACUUGUGUGGCACCUCCGACCCGUAUGUGAAGAUCUAUCUCCUCCCUGACAGGAAGAAGAAGUUUCAGACGAGGGUUCACAGGAAAACCUUGAACCCCAACUUUGAUGAGACUUUCCAGUUUCCGGUGGCCUACGACCUGCUAAACAAUAGGAAACUGCAUUUCAGUGUGUAUGACUUUGACCGAUUCUCUAGACAUGACAUGAUUGGGGAGGUCAUCUUGGAUAAUUUAUUUGAAGAGUCAGACCUUUCCAGAGAGGCCACAGUGUGGAAAGACAUCUAUUGUGCCACAACAGAAAGCGUAGAUCUUGGGGAGAUCAUGUACUCGCUUUGCUACUUACCUACCGCUGGCAGAAUGACACUUACAGUUAUCAAGUGCCGGAAUCUGAAGGCAAUGGAUAUCACGGGUUCGUCCGACCCCUAUGUGAAAGUUUCCCUCAUGUGCGAAGGACGGAGACUGAAGAAACGGAAAACCACCACGAAAAGGAACACAUUAAACCCCGUCUACAAUGAGGCCAUCAUCUUCGACAUCCCUCCGGAGAACAUGGACCAGGUCAGCCUCUCUAUAGCCGUCAUGGACUACGACAGGGUGGGCCACAACGAGGUGAUUGGAGUCUGCAGAACUGGCAUUGAUGCUGAAGGACUUGGCAGGGACCACUGGAAUGAGAUGCUAGCUUAUCCCAGAAAACCGAUCACACACUGGCAUGCCCUAACCGAGCUGCCAGGUCGGGCGACCAGCUUUGACAGUCAAGGUUCAUGCUCUUCACCGAAGCCUCCUCUGACACCGUAAAAAGCCACCUGCGUGGGUCUUUUUUCACCUGUAACCGCAGCAAAUGCUUACCUAUGAUGUGAGUGUCCUUAUCACAGUCUGUACAGCAGCCAAUCAGAAAAUGGUGUGACAACGCUCACUUGGUUUAUGCAGCAUCCUAGACGCACAAGCAGAAGAUGGCCCUGAGGCUCACACAAGAGGCCUACCCCACACCUUGUGAAGGGUCCACCCAGAAGCGUGAUCUAUAACACAGACGCACUCAGGAGUAACAUUCUAUGUAAUCUUAUAAAUACACAGGUGCCACCAAACUGGGGAGGGGAG
Messenger RNA from Nanorana parkeri, 2081 nucleotides. It is a transcript of the gene SYT10, whose product is annotated as synaptotagmin 10. The record is from RefSeq and is a predicted model, not a curated record. The transcript is spliced from 7 exons. Gene Ontology annotation, biological process: cellular response to calcium ion; regulation of calcium ion-dependent exocytosis; calcium-ion regulated exocytosis. NCBI's taxonomy places the organism in Eukaryota, Metazoa, Chordata, Amphibia, Anura, Dicroglossidae. Gene Ontology annotation, cellular component: membrane. The coding region runs from base 222 to 1781 and encodes 519 amino acids. Gene Ontology annotation, molecular function: phosphatidylserine binding; calcium ion binding; syntaxin binding.